Molecule: messenger RNA, 1689 nt
Organism: Linderina pennispora
Lineage: Eukaryota; Fungi; Kickxellomycota; Kickxellomycetes; Kickxellales; Kickxellaceae
Exons: 3
Coding region: 1-1689 (562 amino acids)
Source: RefSeq, a predicted model, not a curated record
AUGCGCGUCAGCUUACCGGACGAGCUCCUGCUCCGGAUCAUAUCCACCUACGACCGGAGCAACGGGAAACUGCGAAAUAUGCCAGACCAGAUCCGCGCCCUACAGCCCCUAUCCGCAAUCAACCAGCGAUGGCGCCGGCUCACCCUGCCGCUCUUCUGCAAGCGCGCGUUUGUCUCGAUCGACGAGACCGAAGCAUCGCCAGUGGUGCUGCGCACAGACAGCAACCUGGGCCUUCUCCUGGACACCGAGCACGACGAUCUGGCAAGGGAGAUGGUGAUCUGGGUCACCUGCUCGAUGGUGUCGCUGCCCAAGAUCCAGCGGCUCCUGACAAAGGCUGGCUUUGACCGCACAGCAUGGCUGACGGUGCGCCGGCUGGAGUACUGCAAUGCGCUGCACGACUUCCCGGAAGACGACGAGUACUAUGCGCCCGAGAGCGUGCAGGAGUUCAGCGAGUUUCUGUCGCUGGCGCUGCCGUCAUUGCGCGAUAUCGACUACGAGGACAUGUACAGCCAGUUCACGUACAACCGGUUCACCGCUAGCCCGCUGAUCAACGAGCACAUCGGAGGACCGACGGCGCUGCAUUCCUUGCGCACUUACUCGGACCUGCCCCCUAUGCUCAGCCACUACCAGGGCCAGCCAAUUUCUAUCCAGAAGCUGGAUAUUUCGGGCAUUAACUUUCCGCGUGCACUGCGAUUGCCAAAGAUCCUGGCCUCGUCGCUGGUUGAACUUGACCUGUCGUCGGUCGAUGCCGGCAAGCUGUGGGACAUGUUUGCAUCGAACACCGGCGAUCUGGUGUUUACGCAGCUGAGGCGGCUGUCCCUGGUGUUUCAUUGGCAGGUGAGGAUUCGGAUGAGGAUUCAGGAUGGCGGUGACGAGACCGAUGGUCCGGUACCGGUCCCACAGAAUUACAUGCAGGCAGCGAACCUGGGCAGGCCGCGGUUUCCGGUCCUGCAGGAGCUCGAGGUGCGCCGGUUCUCCGGCAAUCUGCCGCAUUUCCUGUCGCUGUUUCCCUGCGGCCAGCUACGCCGUCUGGUUCUGGGCGGACUGAAGAGCGAGCUGCCAGCCAGCUGGGACUUUUCGCCAUUCCGCUCGCUCCAACAGCUCAGUGUGCGCUACGUCGAUCCCAUCGACUCUGGCGACGAGUCAUACAUCGAAGAGUCUUUGCGCCGCCUCUUCCACACCAGCCCGCUGUCGCUGCAGAAGCUGACGGUGAGCUUGAUGUCGCACAUCUCGACCAUUCCGCUGCCCGUCUACGCGCCCCUGGAUACACUGCUGACAUCGCUGAGCAUAUCGGGAGACGUGCGCGUGGAGGAGGUCGUGCGCGUGCUUGAAAACCUUUCCAGUCUGCAGCGGCUGAUGAUCAGCGACACCAUAGUGGACCCGCUGGUGUCGAACGCCCAGCUGGUCGGCAAGUUCAAGGGCACCACAGAGGCCGACUUUGGCGGGGUCAGCACGUCGCUGCGCGUGCUGGAGGACGAGGCAGGAAUGACGCAGAGGAUGGUGGCGAAGUACAGGCAGCUGCUGUUCUGCCUGUUGCCGAGACUGCCGAAUGUCUAUCUGCUGCUGGUUGGCUUAGACUGUGUCAAAGCAGUCCGCAAAUCGAUUGAUACAACACUUGGCGCCAAGGUGGUUCCGGCGCCCAUUGACGACAGAUUCAGGAAGCUGAAGGUCCAGCCUUGGAAGCUGUAG